UUGUUGGCGCAGCUGGAGCAGCGGAGGAAGCGACGGCUGCGGCGGCGCUUGCGGCUGGUACGGCUUGCGUGCGUGCUGUCGCGGUUGUGGCGGUUUGAAUGUGGAGACGUACAACGGUGUCCCCCAUGAGUUGAGUCGGUAGCCAUCCAACUCCGAGCAGCGAUGGGGUACCUCAAGUACAUUGAGGUAGAGAACUUCAAGUCGUACCGGGGACUGCAGAUCAUUGGACCCCUGAAGCCGUUCACAGCCGUCAUCGGACCCAAUGGAUCAGGCAAGUCCAAUUUCAUGGAUGCCAUCAGCUUCGUGCUGGGCGAAAAGAAGAACUGCCUCCGUGUCAAAAAGCUCAGUGACCUUAUACAUGGAGCACCCAUUGGACAGCCGGUGUCAAACAGGGCUCACGUGACGGCCGUGUACUGCAACGAAGAUGGCACAGAGACCCACUUCACCCGACUGGUGGCCCAUUCGUCGUCUGAGUUCCGCAUUAACAAUGAGGUGGUGAGCCAAGACGAGUACCUGAAUCGGCUGGAGGGGUUGCGCAUCAACGUCAAGGCAAAGAACUUCCUGGUGUUCCAGGGCGACGUUGAGACAAUCGCCAUGAAGAACCCAAAGGAGCGCACAGUGCUGUUUGAGGAGAUCUCGCACUCGCUCGAACACAAAGCCGAGUAUGAGCAGCUGCGCAGCGAGAUGAUCAAGGCCGAGGAGGACACACAGUUCUCGUAUCAGAAGAAAAAGGGCAUCGCUGCCGAGAAAAAAGAAGCACGCCUCGAGAAAGAGGAGGCCGACAAGUAUCAGCGUCUCAAGGAGAACCUGGCCGAGCGACAGGUGGUUUCACAGGCCUUCCAGCUGUACCACAUCCAGCGUGACCUCGACUCGCUCGCAGCGGACAUGGCGUCCAAGACCAACGAGCUGCAGCGCCAUGUCCGCAAGAAGGAGAAAAUUGAGGAGGAGGUGCGCGACAAGCGCAAGGAGCAUGGCCGCCUGCAGCGUGACAUGGCCAAGAUCGAGCAGCAGAUCCGCGAGGCCGACGUGGAGCUGAACAAGCGCAAGCCGGCCUUCAUCAAGGCCAAGGAGCGGACGGCACACAUGCAGAAGAAGCUGGAAGCUGCACGCAAGUCGCUCAAGGCGGCCAAGAAGGUGGACGAGACGCAUCAGAGCGAGAUCGCCGAGCUGGAGCGCGAGCUCGAGGAAAUAGCCGAGCACAUGCAAGAGUUUGAACAGCAGCUCAGCCAGGAGACCCAGGGCCGCGAUGUCUCGCUGGAGGACUCGCAGGUUCGCGAGUACCACCGUCUAAAAGAGGAGGCCGGCCGGCAGGCGUCGCUGCACCUGCAGAACCUAGACUCGGUCCGGCGCGAGCACAAGUCGGAUCAGGACCGGCACGACAACGAGCUGCGCAAGCGCAAUGAGACACAGGCUAAGCUCAAGCAAAAGAAGGCCGAACUCGACGAGAACGUGCGGAGAGUUGACAAGCUGGCCGAGCAGAUCCGGUCGAGUGAAGCUAGCCUCGAGGAGCUGCGGCGCCAGGAGCAGGAGGUGUCGCAGGAUGUGGCUGCUGCCAAGGGCCGCGUGUCGGAGAUCAACCGCGAGCUCGAGGCCCUCAUGAACGAGCUGGGCGACGCCAAGGUGGACAAGCACGAGGACUCUCGCCGCCGUAAGAAGGCCGAGAUAGUGGACCACUUCAAGCAGCUGUACCCGGGCGUGUACGAUCGUCUGGUCAAUAUGUGCCAGCCCAUCCACAAGAAGUACAACGUGGCCAUCACCAAGGUGCUUGGCAAGAACAUGGAGGCCAUUGUGGUUGACUCGGAGAAGACUGGCCGUGCCUGCAUCAAGUACCUGAAGGAGCAGAUGCUCGAGGCCGAGACGUUCCUGCCGCUUGACUACAUUGAUGCCAAGCCGCUCAAGGAACGUCUCAGAUCCAUUACGAAUCCCAAGAAUGUGAAGCUGCUGUACGAUGUGCUACAGUACGACCCUCCAGCCAUUAAACGGGCUGUGCUGUACGCCACCAAUAAUGCCUUGGUCUGCGAGACAGCUGAUGAUGCUAGUCGUGUGGCCUAUGACCUCGGAGACAACAAGAGUGUGGCUUCCAGGUACGACGCAGUUGCGCUGGACGGAACAUACUAUCAGAAGAAUGGCUUCAUCUCGGGCGGUAGCACAGACUUGGCGAAGCGGGCGCGCCGCUGGGACGACAAGGCUUUCCACACGCUCAAGGCGCGCAAGGAGAAACUGACGGAGGAGCUGAAGGAGAUGAUGAAGCGCACCCGCAAGGAGUCGGACCUGACAACACUGCAGUCGCAGAUUCGGGGCCUGGAGACGCGUGUGCGCUACUCCGUGACGGACCGUGACAACAUCCGCAACAAGAGCAUGGCCAACCUGGAACGGGAGAUUGCGCGCCUCGAGCAGGAGCUGAGCCGACAAGAGCCGCUACUGAAGAAGCUGGAGGAGGAGAUGCGGACCAAGGAGUCGCAGGUGGACGAGCUCAAGGAGGCACAGAACGGCAUUGAGGACCGCGUGUUCGCCGACUUCUGUGCCAGCAUUGGUGUCGACAACAUUCGGCAGUAUGAAGAGCGAGAGCUGCGCGCCACCCAGGAGCGUGACCGCAAGCGACUCGAGUUUGAGAACCAGAAGAGCCGCAUUGUCAACCGGCUUGAAUAUGAGCGCUCCAAGGACACGGGAGAGAACGUGCGCAAGUGGAAGAAAACAGUCGAGGACGACGAGAAGGAGCUGGAGAACCUGAAGCAGGCCGAACAGGCCCAGAUGCACUCCAUCGACGAGCAAAUGCAGGCACUGGAGAAACUGAAAAGCAACAAGAUCAGCAAGAAGCAGGAGUUGGAUGGCACCGAGGAGAGCAUGGGCGAGAUCCGCAAGCGGCUAACGGCCGUGCAGAAGGAAAUCGCGAGUGUGCAGAAGGCACUGACAGCCCUCGAGGCACGCCAGGAACAGCGGCGCCAGGACCGCCACAGUGUCUUUCAGACGUGCAAGCUGGAGCAGAUCCCCUUGCGCUUGGUGCGCGGGAACCUCGAGGACUUGGAUGCCACGGCGCCGACAGACGACUCAGCAGCAGGUGAUGAAGUGGCUGCUUCCCAGGCCAGCAUCACCAAAGUGUACGAGCGUGAGGGCCACAUUGAGGUGGACUACUCGGUCCUGCCCGAUGAACUGACUGAGUUGGACACGCCAGAAGAGGUCAAGCGAGAGGGCAACCGCCUCAACAAGGAGAUAGCCGACAUGCAGAGUCACCUGCAGCGCAUCCAGGCGCCCAACAUGCGGGCAAUGGAGAAGCUGGAUGGCGUGAAAGAGCGGCUGAAGGAGACAGACACCGAGUUCGAGAAUGCGCGCAAGCGUGCCAAGAAGGCCAAAAUGGCUUUUGAGAAGGUCAAGCGAGAGCGCCACCACAAGUUCACCGCCUGCUUCGACCAGGUGUCCAACCGCAUCGACGAGAUCUACAAGGCGCUCACAAACAACGCCAGUGCCCAGGCCUUCCUAGGUCCCGAAAACCCCGAGGAGCCAUACCUAGAGGGCCUCAACUACAACUGCGUGGCGCCCGGCAAACGUUUCCAGCCCAUGAGCAAUCUGUCCGGUGGUGAAAAGACAGUGGCUGCCCUUGCCCUGCUGUUCGCCGUGCACAGCUACCAGCCGGCACCGUUCUUCGUGCUUGACGAGAUUGAUGCGGCGUUGGACAACACCAACAUCGGCAAGGUGGCAAACUUCAUCCGCAAGCAGACAGAGACCUCCUUCCAGUGCAUCGUCAUUUCACUCAAGGAGGAGUUCUACAGCCACGCUGAUGCCCUGGUUGGCAUUGUGCCCGACCCUGGGGAAUGCACCAUCAGCCGUGUGCUGACCAUGGACCUGUCUGAGGUGCCCGAGGGUUGAGAGCAACCUCGCCCACUGCGACAGCGUCGGGGGCAGGAAAGGGGCGGCACAGGAGUGCUGUGUGACGGCCAGAGAAAACGUGCGUCGGGGCGCGCCUCUGUACAGUUUUUAGAACGGUGUUUUAGCCGUGACGCGUGCCUAUCCAGUUGGCAUUAGGGCAUAUGUUUUAAGAGUGAACGCCUGCUCCCCUGCUGCUCUGAUCUUCUGCCUGUUGCAUAGCCCUUGGUCUGUGAAAAAAAAAAAAUUCGGUGCGAUGGGAGCUCUGUGGAUUGCAUAGGUGCAUUGCGUGGGGCAUUCAUCACUGUAUGCAGUCUCAAUAAGGCUGUUGUGCAACACGAACCAAAGCAUGCCCAUAUUAGUGCAUCUACAAGAGGCAAGUUUUACAUCUGCUCGCAUGUGGAUCAGUGGGAGCUCAGCAGGAGUGCCACACUGGUGCAUUUUGAUUGUACAUUCAUUCCCUCAUUUUUUAUCGCUUUUACAUCGUCUGCAUUGCUUGUACAUUGCAGCGCUUUACACCAGCCAUGAAGCAGCAGGGGAACUUCUUUGUUUAGAGUUCACUGUUUAGUUGUUUUAGUAUGCGAGGAAAUUUUGCAGUUAGAUGCAACAGAAGCCUUAUCUUUUUUAUUAACUUUAAUUGUCAACUUUCAAUUGUAUAGCUUAUACAUUUUAUGAAUAUAUGUAAGCAGCUCUAAGUAUUGCUGUUCAGGCGCCGUGGUGUGUGGCCUGGGCAAGUGAUGCAUUUCAUCCUGACGAACUCUCUUGGGACGGAUAUCUUGCAACCUUUUCUUCUGCAUUUUAGCACUUUUUGUUGUUUUAAUUUGCAUCUACAUCCUUUUAACUUAACUGUUGCUGCUUCUGGAGGCUGUAGGAGUGGUGUGCAAGAUUGAACUGAACAUUUUAUAGCCUGCUUUGGGUUUUGAAAUAAAUUAAAUUGUUUUGUCCA
This is a messenger RNA of Dermacentor andersoni, 4807 nucleotides long. It is a transcript of the gene SMC1, whose product is annotated as structural maintenance of chromosomes 1. Lineage: Eukaryota; Metazoa; Arthropoda; Arachnida; Ixodida; Ixodidae. Gene Ontology annotation, molecular function: ATP hydrolysis activity; ATP binding; DNA binding. Gene Ontology annotation, biological process: sister chromatid cohesion. Gene Ontology annotation, cellular component: nucleus; cohesin complex; chromosome. The record is from RefSeq and is a predicted model, not a curated record.